Chara braunii is the source of this 3541-nucleotide messenger RNA. NCBI's taxonomy places the organism in Eukaryota, Viridiplantae, Streptophyta, Charophyceae, Charales, Characeae. The record is from the annotation of a GenBank genome assembly.
UCAAUGACAGUGGCAGAGUACAAGCGCAGACAGUGUCAAACCUUCCUGUUGGUAAGAAGAAAAUGUUAGGGGACCUCGGUAAUGCAUGCUCAGACAUGGCCCUUGAAAUUUCAGAUCACAGGAUGCCUCCAGCCAAGGCAUUGCCCAUAAGGGGCAAUGGUGAUGUCAGGAAGCGGUCUCGAGAGGCUCCUCAUCGGAGGUUUGCUAAAUUCUUCUCGAGCCCUACAUGCUUACACAGAUGCAUCAGAAUAUGAGAUUUCACAUGAUGGAGAAGGGAUAUGUGCAAGAGAUGGAGAAGCGGCGGAUCAGCCUGGAAAACAGCACACAUUGGCUCCGGGAAGUGGCAAUGUCCGAGAAAAAGGAUGCAGAGGCAACCUGUUGCCAGAAGUCACUGGCAAACGAGACGGCCGUCGAGACCACAAACGGUAUGAGAAUACAGAUGACGCAUUGUGGAAUAUUGACAAAGUUACGACAAGAGAAAACAUGGCAAAGGGAGGCCAUCUGCCAAAGAUUCACGUUGAAGAUGACAGCGUAAGGAGUAACCUUUGCAGGAAAAAGAUGCACGGUCUGAGAGGCAUUGUCGAUUUAAGUCACAGGAAAGCUUCCAGGUCCAGAAGUCAUGUUCCUGAGGAGGAGGAGGGGGAGGAGGAAGAGGAAGAGGAGGAGCAAGAGGAAGAGGAGGAGGAGGAGGAGGAGGAGUGGGAAAUGGAAGGGGAUGAAGAGGAUGGGGAGGAGGUGCAUGACGAGGAAGAAGAAGAAGAAGUGGCAGGUGUUGAAAACGAAGGUUUCCCACAUAAGGAGAGCUUGGAACUGCGAAGAUGUCAGAGAGGAGAAGCCCACAAAUACUCCCAUUUGCGACAGGUACAGCAGGGUGAAAUUGGGCCAUGUGGAAAACAGAGCCGCUCUCAAACAAGUGAGGUAACAAGAGGCAGGCUCAUGGACCCACGUGGAGCAGGAAGGGGUGGAAAACGAGAAGGGAUCAUGCCAUUACAAGGAGGGAGAAUGCUUAGGGGUGGAUGGGAAUUUCACAAUUGUGAUCAACUGUACUUGGCACCAGAAAUGGCCCAGUACAGUAAUCGACGAGUACCUGGGCAAGUCAGUAAUGGGAGAAAAGGAAACAGAUUCGCAGCAGCAGCAGUGGAUUGGUGCGGCGCUGAUCAAUUGGAGAUGAACAGACGGGUUCAAUUUGAUGACCAUGUGCCUGGCUAUGGUGGCAGACGCUUAGGUAAGAGCAAGUUAUUUCGCAGGGGUCCUGACACACUGGGUGGCCAAGCUGGCACUGAUGCACAGGCACAGAGGGUACAAGGGAGGAUGUGGAAGGAGAACCACAAACAGAGACCUCAUGGACAAGCUGAGGCUCUCAAUGAGGUAAAGCUUCCUAAUGUUGUGCAAGAAACAUCAUAUGAAGAAGCAAUGGAAGGUGGUUGUGCCCAUGCACACUGCGAGCAGCCCCCAGCUCCACAAUUGAAGCCAGUGACUUGCACAUUGGGAGAGGUUAGGCGAGGGAAAUCUCCAGGUGGUGCAAGUAAGUGCACCAACCCAACGAGACUUCCAGAAACCAAGCAAAGCUGUAGCACAGAGUGUGGGAGCGGUAAGUCAUCACCUUGGGAUGGAGUAAUGGAUGACAGUGAUGCUGAGGAAGAUGAAAGCGACAGGAAAACAGACACCAUAUCCAAGCCUAUGGAACCUCUGGUCUCAGUGAUGAACAAGGAGAAUGCAGCUCAUCGGACAGGGGCUCAGGCAGAGCUCCUGAAGGGAAAUGAAAACGGCGAACAGGAGGAGGCAAAUCUGAAGGAGGAAGCAGCAGCCAAUUACAGUGGAGUCAGAGCUUCUGGCCCACAGGGUAAUGAAGGCGAAGUGGGUGAUGUGCUCUGUUCAAUGGACAGCUUGGUGAAGAACAAGGGCAGGGUAGGAGGAGAGGCAGUCAACUGUAGCAGCAAUGAAGUUGGAAAACAUGCAAGGGAGCUUCCUGGUAGUGGCCUUGAGAGUCACAGACAGGCAGGAGAAGCAGGUGCUGCCAUGAACAGCGCAAGGCAGGAAACGAACAAUGGAACAAAAGAGUGUCCAGGCAGCUGUAGCUAUGAGAUCAUCCAAGAGAGGAUGUCAGAGCCUGGCUCUGACUCACGCCACUGCCAUUCAGCGGUUCUAUUGUCAACAGAUGGUUACAGUAGUGAGGGUGGUACCCACAUGAUGGGAUGUGCUGAACACCUUGGAGCACGCACAGCUCCACGGAGGCAGGCUCCAAACCGUAAACGUCAUUCAGAGAUGGAAUGGGACAGUCGGCUGGCAAACUCAGGGCCUCUCAAGCGGUCCAGAUCUGACAUACCAGCAAGUCAAGCAGAGGUGACGAGAUUGGAACCAAUAAGGCAAAAUAUUUCUUAUGUGUCAGAUAAGAAAUCAGUGCGUCAGGGAAAUGAUGUGGUGAAUGAGCGGUGGCACACCAAAGAUCAUGACGGAAAAAGAGCACCGUCUCAAGAAGACAUGCAAAGAGUCAGGACUCCUCGGCAGAAGCAGAUGUCAAGCCCACAUGAUGAAGUGGCAGAUGGGCAACAUCGUUUCAGGUUGCGAUCAUUGCAGCCCAAGAAGGUAGAGGGGGCGAGAAAGAACAGGAUGGGGGCCAAGCCCAUGGCAUCCACCCAAAGGUCAUUUCCGACAGCCCGUAAAUAUACACAGGGGAGGGAUGCGGUCAUGACAGAACAUGAUGGCAUUGAGGAGACCGAUGACUGGCAGUAUGGGGAACAAGAAAUGGAUGGGUGGGAGGGUUGGAAUGCUGCUGAUAGCUCAGAAGGACCCAUGCACCAGGAGCUCAAGAGUAAAUUGGCGAUGGAUGAGGAAUGGAGUAAAGAAUUUGAAGGUGAGACGAUGAAACGUUUCGAGAGGGUAGAGUGGAGGAUCAGCAAAUUGGAGAAGGAGAUCGGUGAAAAUACGGCACAAAGCAUGGAAGAAAAUUUGAUGAAAAUUAGGCUCGAGAGAGUCAAGCUUAUCAAGGAAAUGGGCGACAAGGAAAGGAUGAUGAUCAAUGAGUGUGUUGUCCGCUACUCGGAAAAAUUGAGCAAAUGUUUAGCUGCCACCGGAGAAUCCCUGAGAUUGGAGCUGGUGGCCGUGAAGGCUGCAAUUGAUGAAAUGCUGAGGCCUCUGGCAAAGGACCUCCAGGAAAUUCCAGACACCGAAGUAAUUGACAAUACCUACAUUUUCCGACUGUCAGCAAAUGGCAAUGCACAAGGUCAGAAAGCAGAUGCUCAUGAUUUUCCGAACUGCAACAGCACUGCCAAGACAUGCAACACAUCUCCCGCAAGAGCCAGUGAGGAAGGUGUGGAGCUCAAGCGACCACAGGUUGAGGAGGGAGGCAGCAGCAUUAAUCCACAAGCAGCCCAGGAGAAUGGGGUUCCCAUGACGCAGGUGUCCCAGGGGGAUGGAGGAGGAAAGGAGGAGCAACUUGCCAACGAUGUCAAGGCGAUUUCAGUGGAUGUCACACCGAUACAGUGAGUCCGCGCUAUCAACUACGAGCAUUCUGAUGGAUGAAUGAAGAGUCUAUGAGACA